AUGGUCCAGGGAGACUUCAACACGGACACAGGGGUAGAAUUCAUUGAAAAUACAUUCCAUGGCAGGCUAGAUAGUGGGGGAGGAUCACAGAAGCAGACUGUGCCUCAUUCUAGAUGCGUCGAAAGCUGUCGCCCUGGCUAUGCCAAGGAGGUCCAGGAAGGAGAGCCACCUUGCUGCUACGCUUGCGCUCCAUGUGCAGAAGGGACCAUCUCCACUCAGGAAGAUGCAGACCAUUGCAACAAGUGUCCAGAUGAUCAGCAGCCAAGCAAGGACCGAGAUCGCUGUAUCCCCAAGGCUAUAAUUCUUCUUUCUUAUGAAGACCCUUUGGGAUUAAUUCUGGCUUCUUUUGCACUAUUCCUGUCCUUAACCACAGGCUUUGUGUUAGGAAUAUUUCUUAAAAACCUAGAAACACCAAUAGUCAAGGCCAAUAACCGGGACCUCUCCUACAUUCUCCUCAUCUCCCUCUUGCUUUCCUUUUCAUCGUCUUUCCUGUUCAUUGGCCCUCCGAGCAAAGCAACUUGCCUUCUCCAGCAAACAGCCUUCAGCAUCAUCUUCUCAGUGGCCGUCUCUUCUGUUUUGGCCAAAACUAUCACUGUGGUGCUGGCCUUCCUGGCCACAAAGCCAGGGAGCAAGGUCAAGAGAUGGCUGGGGAAGAGUUUGGCCAACUCUAUUGUAAUCUUUUCUUCCAGUGUCCAAGUUGUCAUCUGCACCAUCUGGCUGGGCAUCUCCCCACCCUUCCCUGACUUGGAUAUGCACUCCCAGCCUGGAGUGAUCCUACUACACUGCAAUGAAGGUUCUGCCACCAUGUUUUAUUCCGCCCUUGGCUACAUGGGUUUCCUGGCUGCUAUCUGUCUGAUGGUGGCUUUCCAAGCAAGGAAGUUGCCUGGAUCCUUCAAUGAAGCCAAGCUGAUCACCUUCAGUAUGCUGGUCUUUUGUAGUGUCUGGGUGUCGUUUGUGCCCACCUACCUGAGUUUGAAGGGGAAACACAUGGUAGCCGUGCAGGUCUUCUCUAUCUUGGCCUCCAGUGCUGGGUUGCUGGGAUGUAUCUUCAUUCCCAAAUGCUACAUUAUUUUACAGAGGCCAGAACUGAACACAAAGGAACAUCUCAUGAUGAAAACCAAAGAGGGCAGCUAA
Elgaria multicarinata webbii is the source of this 1134-nucleotide messenger RNA. Its product is annotated as vomeronasal type-2 receptor 26-like. Gene Ontology annotation, biological process: G protein-coupled receptor signaling pathway. Gene Ontology annotation, molecular function: G protein-coupled receptor activity. Gene Ontology annotation, cellular component: plasma membrane. NCBI's taxonomy places the organism in Eukaryota, Metazoa, Chordata, Lepidosauria, Squamata, Anguidae. The transcript has 4 exons. The record is from RefSeq and is a predicted model, not a curated record. Bases 1 to 1134 code for a protein of 377 amino acids.